Messenger RNA from Microsporum canis CBS 113480, 2784 nucleotides. RefSeq lists its product as hypothetical. NCBI's taxonomy places the organism in Eukaryota, Fungi, Ascomycota, Eurotiomycetes, Onygenales, Arthrodermataceae. The transcript has 2 exons. The record is from RefSeq and is a predicted model, not a curated record. The coding region runs from base 1 to 2784 and encodes 927 amino acids.
AUGGCCCCGGCCGGCCAUAACGACAAGCUGGGCCUCAACCGUUCUGCAAUCGCUCCCUCGCCCACACUGACGAACCCGGACAUGAUACUCCCCUACGGCGGAGAACGAGAGGCUUCUACGCCCUCACCCCCCUUCGAGGCCCUCCAGAGAGCGGCGGAACACUCCAGGCUGCUUGCCAACAGCUAUUCGCUCAUGCAUCAGCGCAACACGUCUGCCUCGACGACGACGUCCUACGAUCGAAGCUCCUCUGGGCCAGACGAACCGAUGCACCACUACGCAGAUAGCUCGGUGGAAGGAUCCCCGCGAGUAAUAUAUUCUAGUGCAGGAAACGGCUAUACGAGAUCCCAUAUUUCAGAGAUAGAGAAUACGUUAAGGUCCCAUUCUAGACGACCAAGUAGGAACAACAACAACAACAUCAUCAACAACAGCAGUGUGGACAGUCUUGUAGAUCCCGGCUAUGGACUCGCUGCGAACGAUGGAGUGUCCAAACGGCAUUCGAAGCUUAAGGAGCUGCAGGACCUAUCGGAAGGUUUCUUCGAUCAGGAUAAGGUGCAUAUAGACGAAGAGCAGCCGGAUGCGCAGGCAGGCGCAGACGACCUGGGGGCCGUCAUCUUCGAACCGGAACACCGCAUUCUCCCCAUGGGCGCAAUAGCAGAAGAGGAUGAAGACGAUGAGGACAAGGACAAGGACGGGCACUCUGAAAAGGGGGGAGAAGUUGACGAUAUUGAGGAGCUUACUUCUAUGCUGGAGAAUGCAAAGCUGAAGCUGACGCAUAUGGAAGGCAAUCUAAACCGCGCAAGAACCUCGUUUCGCAUGACUCCGUCGCCCGCGCCGUCGUUGAAUCGUGCGUUUGGCAGUCCCGGCAGCUCGUACUAUAAGCCCCUCGCAAAGGGGGAGAGGCGGUCUCAAACAUCUCUUGCAGGAGCAUUACUGCGCCAAAGAGCUAACCAAGGCAUUGCCGGUAAUUUCUCUCAUCUUCGAGGGCAGAGUGAUCUAUACUCGCCCUCAUCACAAUCACAAAACCGUCUGUCAGGCACGAAUGGGCAAUUCAGGUCAUACAGUGCCCUCGGGUCCACAAGCGCCUCUGAGUACAGGACUGGCUUCUUCUCCCAGCCAGACGAGCCAUACGAUAAGGAACCAUCCGUCGAAGCCAACUCUCCAAGCCGUGAAAUCACCACUGACAUAUCAAGGUCACUUACACCUUCAAGGUCCCCAUCUAUUUCCAACGAACAAUCGCAGGCCUCUCCUCUUCUCAGCGGUGAUGCUAAGAGCUCGCCUUCGUCAUCAAAAUCUCAACCCUUGAUCAACCAACCUACCUCCAGCAGUCAGUCUACCACCCCACCAUCGCCCACAAACUCACAGAUUCAAAUGCGCGGUCUGCAGGGCCAGGUGGAUGGAUUAAGGUCGAAGCUUUCCACUCUCAAAGAAAGAACCCAGGAGGAAUCCAUACGAAGACGUAGCCAGCAAAGCCUGCGCACGCCUAGCCCGUUUACCGUAGCAGACCAAAGCUACGCCAAUCCACUCGAGUACCAAAGGCGAUCUUCAUACCCAGAGACACUGUCUAUUCCCAACUAUGACAAGCCACAGCCCUCACCUACACACAAUGAAGAUACACCAGAUACUACGAGUAAAGAUACUACGAGUAAACCAUCUCCAUCUCGGCCUGCUGAGGAAAAGAUUGUCAUGGAAGAAACUGUCCAGGAGUCCGUAGAAGAGCCCGUCGAAGAGCCUGAAGAAGAGCCCAUCAAAGGACCUGUUGGAGAAUUAAUUGAAGGGUCAGUUGAAGAGCCAGUGGAAGAAUCAGCCGAAGAGUUGGUUGAAGAGUCUGUUGAGGAUGCUGCUGCGAAGACAGAUGACAGCGAAUCCGAAUACUUUGGGUAUUCAGAUGAGGAAUCCGAACAUUCUGAAAUCGAUAGAGAAGCCCUUGAAGAGAUACUGCGAGAACCAUUGAGUAGUCCAACCGACACUCUAGACCAAGAGCUUUUGGAAGAGUUUCCUGCUGUCCCAGCCAUCCCAGAGACAAUUCGCCAUGAGGACCGAAUCGACGCUUUUGACUAUGAGCAUUUCAUUCUCCACAGCGCGUUGGGAACGUACACAGGCCGUUUGAAUCGUUCGGGCAGCUUUUGUUCUGUUGGAUCAGUUGAAACUACACGCCCAUCCAGCCUGGUCGAUGGACGGAAAAAGCCAAAAAACAAACCGUCUCUUUCAAGAGUAACUAGCAACGACUCGAUUUUAACAGAUGCAUCCUUUGCAACCGCUACUGAAGGAGACGAUGAAUAUGGCGAUACCGGUGUGCUAACCCGUCACCUCACUAAAGAUUCUCUAACAAUCCCCGCUCAUCAACAAUAUAACUGCAAUACCCCCAGCCCUCCCCGUACGAAAUCCACCUCAUCCACCCCCCGUGCCUAUAUAGAGCAAGAGAAUGCAACAAACGAUGAAAAAGCUGCAUUAUUAGCGUCAAUUCUGGAACUUAAGAGAGCUGCUGCUACUCCACCAACUCCAACCCUGCUUGUCAGGUCUAUUCUAUCCUCAGCAGCAAAUGAAAAAGCUAGCAGUGACUCUCGAACGUACUCUCCUCACAGCGAUACCCUAAGCGGUGCUGAUGCUGAACUUGUGGAAGCCGUCAUCCAAAGCCUAGGAAACGUGAGCCUCGAGCUCCUCCGAGCUUCAACCGCCGACUUUCAGUCUAAUAUUGAUAACCGGAUCGUGACCAUUUUACGACGCAGAUUGGAAGCUGCCCGAAGAAUAUUAGAUGGCGUAUCGCCAUUAGAAGCCAAUUCUUAA